Messenger RNA from Schistocerca americana (American grasshopper), 2188 nucleotides. RefSeq names its product testis-expressed protein 10 homolog. The coding region runs from base 240 to 2135 and encodes 631 amino acids. Gene Ontology annotation, cellular component: nucleus; MLL1 complex. The transcript is spliced from 10 exons. NCBI's taxonomy places the organism in Eukaryota, Metazoa, Arthropoda, Insecta, Orthoptera, Acrididae. The record is from RefSeq and is a predicted model, not a curated record.
CGAGGUUCUCGCACACGUGUUUUGUCGUAAAAUGUAAACAAACUUGUGAUGGAUUGUUGUGUGCAGUUUUCCACUCAUUGUGUUGCGUUUUAGUAUGAGCACAUACUGUGUGAUGGUUACGCAGAAAAAUUAGUUUCUCAUAUUGAAUUAUAGGACACUGUUACAUACGGCUGCUUUUAUUUGGUGUAUAUAUCCGUUAUUGUGAAUGCCAUAGGGUUAGCUUGGUACAUUGGAGCAUCAUGGGGAAGAAAAAUAGAAGCAAAAAAUUUGAAAGGGAAGAAAAGUCCAAAGUUAAACUGAAGAAAAAGCAGCUUCUUCCAAAAGGACAGAAUGUGACAGAUACUACUUUCAAAGUUAAAAAGAUAGUUAUUCGUGAACAACUGAAAGCACCAUCUUCAGAGGAGCCCCUUUCAAGCAGAAAACUAAAUGUGAAGGAGCUUCUUACUAGACUGCAGCAUCACAAUAGCUCAAUGCGUCAGGAUGCUAUACGGGGUCUGGCUGAACUGGUGGCAAAUUUCUCAUCAGAAGUUCUAGAUGGUGUGCACUUGCCCCAAGUGAUUGAAAAUGUUACUCGCCUUUCUCUAGAGUGUGAAUCUGCUGUUCGUAGAGAGGCAGUAAAACUUCUUGGAUCAAUUUUCAAAAAGGUAGAUGAAGUCCAUAUACUGCCAUUGAUGAAUGUGCUGUUCUCCUACAUGUGCUGUGCCAUGACACACAUAAAUCAUGCCAUUCAGGAAGACUCCCUGCUGCUUCUGGAUGCAGUUUUGGACUCAUAUCCGAAACUUAUGGCUCACCACAUACACACAGUUCUUCCCAAAUUUUUCGACAUGAUUUCAAGACUUCGUUCGGAUUCGAAGCCUGGACGGAUGCUUACAGUGAAUCUCGGGAGCCGUCUGACGAGCGUCAGGUGGAGAAUACAGGUGUUAACACGGCUCCAUAAGUUGAUGAGUUCACUAUCUGCUGCUGUAGACACUGGAUUUAAAGACGCUUGUAGGACUGUCAGUGUAAAAUCAGAACAGCAGCAUGUUCCUCUGUUUGAGGGUGAUGUUAAUAGUGUGUGUGACCUACCAAACAUACUACAGCAUGGCUCUGACACCUCUUCGACAACAGCAGAUGAGAAAGAAGUACUUCAGAACUAUGUAAUAACCCUCGUACCACUGCUGUUCGAAACAUGGGUUGAAGUAGCUCCUGCGGGCUAUGGAGAUGAUGAUAAUUCCUUGGGUGAAGAAAAUGCAGCACUCCUGCAGUGCAUCCUUGGUAUAAUGAGUUACAUGUGGAAGUACCUAAAAAACUGGGAAGCGAUGCAGUUGGAAAGCGGAACAUUAACACUGUUGUUUAGGCAACAAAGUUCUUCUGACUUCAGACAGCAUUUGAUGUCUGGCUUCCCUUACUCGAUCAACAAGUUGCCGUCAAGUGACAAGAGAGAGCAGCGGGAGCACCGCAGAAAUAUGCAGCUGCUAACAAAAUCUGGAGUGCCUGCAGCUCUUGAUGCUGACUGUGUGCAGCAGAACCUGGCCCUCUGCUAUUUGGUGUGCUGUCUGCUGCAGCCAGUAGACAGCCAAGUCUCUGAGAUGGUGUUGCAGUAUGUAAGAAAGUGCCUGGAGUCUCGCACCGUUGACGAUGCCGAGCUGUUGCCUGUGCUCCGGGAGUUGCUCUUGGGAGAAGCGAAGACGUGGAAUGGGGUGCCAGAGCUGCUGAAUGUAGUUGUUGCUGUCAUCGGAAGGAGAGCAAAACUCAUACAUGUCCUAUGUGAGUUACUGUCCAGGUCUCAAAUCUCCUACUGGCAAAGGAGUCCUUCAUUCAAGAAGUGGAUUGGUCUGUUACCUGAUGAGUUAUGCAAAGAGCAUGUUCCUUACAAAGUUGUUCAAGCUGUCCAUCAGUUGUUAUCCCAGAAGAAUGUUCUUUUGCUUGAGCAGUUAUGUCAUAAGAUUCACAAAAUAAUCGAUAAUCUGGCAUACAUUACAAUCACUGGCACAGAGAAUACUCUUGAAGCAAAAAAAUAUCUAGGCAAUUCAGUGUACUGGGUAAUGAACCAUGAUAGAAGAGUGGCACCCGUAAUACAAAAGCACAUUCAGAAUGAUAAACUGGACAAGGAACUGAAAGUCCAUAUCGCUCAAAUUUUGGACCUGUAUAAUUGAGCAUGAUUCUUAUAGAAUGAUUUGGAACUAUAAAUAAAAGUACAAACAAACUU